AAUUUAUUUAACGUUAUAAAUACGUUAUUUUAUUAUAACUAUGGGAUUGUGCAAGUGUCCGAAAAGAAGAGUUACAAACUUAUUUUGUUUUGAACACCGUGUCAAUGUUUGUGAACAUUGUAUGGUCACAAAUCAUCCAAAGUGUAUUGUUCAAUCAUAUAUUUUAUGGCUUCAUGAUCAUGAUUAUAAUCCAAUUUGUACAUUAUGUUCAGUAAAUUUAAGUGAAGGAGAUUGUGUACGAUUAACAUGUUAUCAUAUGUAUCAUUGGACAUGUUUGGAUAAGUAUGCCAGAGAAUUACCAGCAACUACUGCACCAGCAGGAUACACAUGUCCAACUUGUAAAGAACGCAUAUUUCCAGAUUCAAAAUUAGUAUCUCCUGUAGCAGAUGUAUUAAGAGAAAAAUUAGCAGGUGUAAAUUGGGCACGUGCUGGUUUAGGUUUACCUUUGCUCAGUGAAGAUAGGGAACAAAAACCAGAACAAGAGCAUCCUUCAUUAAGAAUUGAAACUACAUCGUAUCAAAAUCAUACAACUUCAUCACCAUCAACAACUACAUCACGUUCUGGUAGCAAUGUUAAUUCAGUUCAUACUAAUAUAAAUAAUGUGCAUUUAAAUAAUCAAAAAGUUGGGCCACCCUAUUCAAUUGUAAAUAUUGAUUCAUCUAUGGGAUUAUCACAACCAACAUCAAGGAAAGUUUGUGAAGCUUAUGAUGAUCCAAAAGAAAUAUCCUUUGAUCAUGAUGAAAAUAAAUAUAGAAGAAAAUCUGCCAUUGAAUGGUUCUUAAGAUGGUGGAAAUUGAUAGUUAGUCCACCAACACGGCGUAGAAACUCACCUGGACCAUUGUACAAGAGAUAUGCAGUGCUAGGUAUCAUGGGUAUAUUAGCUUUUAUUGGAAUAUUAAUUCUCUUUUCAUGGCUCGGAAGGAUGGCUACAGAUGGCGAUCCAAGUUACGAUCUUCAUGCGGAUCCUAAUAUUUUAGUCGCCGAUAAAUCUGCUGGUAUUUAAUAUUCUCUAAUUUUUUUAAAAUCAAAAUUUAAAAAAACUAUGAGAAUAUAAUAUAAAUGAAGCAUAUAAUAUGUGUGGAAGCAAUAACUGAAGCUUGUAAAAUAAUGGAAUAACGACUAUAGUCGAACGAAUAAUGUAUUCAUUGUUUUAUAAUUUCAUUCUGAAAGAAUAAUUAACAUAAGAUAUAAUGUAUUGCUAGCCUUAAUAUCUGUUAAUUUUUGUGUAAAGUAUGCCUUAAUAUUAAGCUGUAUAUUUCGAUCUGUAAAGACUUAUAAAUUUACAAAAAGUUUUGUGAUUAUAUGAAUCAGUUUUUUAUAUCAUCGUGCGCGAAGAUUAAGCGAAAAUAGCUCUUAUAUUCCCGAUACUAUUGCCGUCAAUAGAAUUAAGCUAUAUCCAGAAAAGAUUUUAUUGUGAUAGCGGUUUUAAUCAGAAACACAAUUUUAUUAUUUAUGUUAUUACAUUUAUUUUAAAAUAACAUUAUAAUGUAAUUAAACUGACUGUUCUCCAAUAUUAAUUCUAAUAUUUUCAAUUUUGUUAAAAGGAGUAGGAAUACAUAUAUUGAAAUAAGAAAUCCUUUCAGUUGUUUUUAAUAAUAUUUUUAUUAUAGAACAAAAUUAUAGCAAAAAAAAUUUAUCCUAUUUCUUUUAUUCAUGCGUGAUUUGACAUUUUUACAAUUUAAAUGAAAAUCUCGUGAUAAAUCCAAGAGAGAAUGUUCAUGAAAUAUUAAAGUCUCUUAACAGAUCAAACUGAUAUAUUGAAUUAAUUUUAUAUUAAAGAAAAAUACUUUAUACAAAAAAAAAAAACGAAAAAAAUAUCUUUACUUUUGUAAUAAAUAGAAAUAUUAUAUCACGCUUAAAUAAUUGUUAUUUUGUUUAGAAAUUGCACAAAUUUUAUAAAUUUUCUUUCGAAUUUUAAAAGAAUCACUGUGAACUACAGUAGAAGAGUGGGGAUGUUUUGUUUUCUUUCUUUUCACGUCCCAUAGCAGCCAUUUGCGAUCAAGACGAGGAUACUAUCGUUUCGUUUCACGUGUUUAUUAUUAUUCUAUAUUCUAAUAAUGCGGAGUGAUCAAGUGAUUUUUAUAUUGUGAAAAAUUUAUAAUUUAAUUAUCAAAUCGUAUAUUUCAUUUAAAACGGAAACAUUCCUUAUUUAUUUCCGUUAUAAAUAAGUAUUAAUAAAAAAUUAGAAUUUCAAUUUUAACUUUUUUCAUAGAUACUUUACAUGUAAUAUAUCAAUGUUUUAUUUAUAUUUCUUGUUAAUAUAUCAAGUGUAUUAUUUUUAGUUUUCAUCUUUUUUUUUUAACUUUGAAAAAGAUUUUGUACAUAUAAAUAAAAAGUAGACAAAUUUUCAAUCAACAAGUUGGAAGAUUAGUGUUAUCUUUGGGGCGAAUUACGACUGAUAGUUUUAAAAUGCGAUUUAUAAAGUAUAUUAAAACAUAUUCUACAAUAUUUAUAACUGAUAUAACAACUUCGAUUACUCUUUUUUAUUUGUGGAACAAGGGAUACAAAUAUUUGGCAUCAACGAUUUCUUUAUGUGGUAUCGGUAAGAAUUUUGUAAUUUAAACAAAGAUCAAUUAUGUUUUACUACUAAUGAUGUAUAAUUUUCAUAAAAGAAUACUCUAUUACUAAUAUUUUUAUAUCAUAAUAGAAAUUAAAGAUGAGAUUUAUAUCAGAUAUAUCUUUGAAAUAUGAA
Apis cerana (Asiatic honeybee) is the source of this 2692-nucleotide messenger RNA. RefSeq names its product zinc finger protein-like 1. Gene Ontology annotation, cellular component: Golgi apparatus. The record is from RefSeq and is a predicted model, not a curated record. NCBI's taxonomy places the organism in Eukaryota, Metazoa, Arthropoda, Insecta, Hymenoptera, Apidae.